AUGGCCAAUGCACAAGCUUCCACCUCUCAAGUGCGCAACGGGACUAGUCAACCGCAACUACCCGCUGUCCCAGUCCCUCCCUCCACGAUUGCCCAACUGCAGUCGAUCGAACGCAAAGCAACGGCGCUUGAGGACGCGCUCAGCGCCCUUCAACAGACAAUUCACUACGGUGGUCUUCCGGCCAUGCCAACAUAUCCCGAACUUCUUUCCAAGUACUCUGUUCUAGUCUCGCAUACGGAGAAUCUCGCCACUUCACUCGCAGCGACCAACCUUCGAGGAAUGGUCAUACACCCCCGCGUCAUACCCGAAGACCAAUCUGCCUUCGAAUCGGCCGCGAAUAACUACCUCAACAGAGCGCAAAACCUCAGUGUUUAUGCGCAGGAGAACGUUUCGGUCCGGAGAUUAGCGGAGCACAUGCGCACAGGGCAAGGAGUGUUGGAUCUCAAGCCAGUACAUAGCGAAGUGCAGGCGGAGUGUGCGGAGAUACGCGACGCCCAUGACUCUCUUGUCACGCGUGCCACGCUUGCCGUCGAGCUGCUGAAGGAGAAAUACGACUGGAAGAGCCGUGUGGCGGUAGAGCAGGAAGAGCCGGAGGAAAUUGAGUGGUCUCAGCCGCAACCUAAUAAUGACGAUGUGGAGAUGGGCUUAGGGAGCUCUAGUAGCGAAGCAGACGAUGAUGAAGUGAACGAAAACCUGGGCACUGGAGUGCAUACGCCAGAUCAUACGACGUAG
Messenger RNA from Peniophora sp. CBMAI 1063, 732 nucleotides. Lineage: Eukaryota; Fungi; Basidiomycota; Agaricomycetes; Russulales; Peniophoraceae. The record is from the annotation of a GenBank genome assembly.